Messenger RNA from Dama dama (fallow deer), 4113 nucleotides. RefSeq names its product trafficking protein particle complex subunit 9 (gene TRAPPC9). NCBI's taxonomy places the organism in Eukaryota, Metazoa, Chordata, Mammalia, Artiodactyla, Cervidae. The coding region runs from base 103 to 3546 and encodes 1147 amino acids. The record is from RefSeq and is a predicted model, not a curated record. The transcript has 23 exons. Gene Ontology annotation, cellular component: trans-Golgi network.
GAUCCGAGCCCGGGGAGCGGCCGCAGAGGCUGCCCGGCCCCGCCGCCCCUCCCGCCGUUGGCGCCUGCUCCGGGCCCAGGGGCCCCGGCCGCGGUCUUCACCAUGAGUGUCCCUGACUACAUGCAGUGCGCCGAGGACCACCAGACUCUCCUCGUGGUGGUCCAGCCCGUGGGGAUCGUCUCGGAGGAGAACUUCUUCAGGAUCUACAAGAGGAUCUCGUCGGUGAGCCAGAUCAGCGUGCGUGACUCGCAGCGCGCGCUCUACAUCCGCUACCGGCACCACUACCCGCCGGAGAACAGCGAGUGGGGCGACUUCCAGACCCACCGCAAGGUCGUGGGCCUCAUCACCAUCACUGACUGCUUCUCAGCCAAGGACUGGCCGCAGACCUUCGAGAAGUUCCACGUGCAGAAGGAGAUCUACGGCUCCACGCUGUACGACUCUCGCCUCUUCGUGUUCGGGCUGCAAGGGGAGAUCGCGGAGCAGCCGCGCACCGACGUGGCCUUCUACCCCAGCUACGAGGACUGCGCGACGGUGGAGAAGCGCAUCGAGGACUUCGUGGAGUCGCUCUUCAUCGUGCUCGAGUCCAAGCGCCUGGACAGGGCCACGGACAAGUCCGGGGACAAGAUCCCUCUCCUCUGCGUCCCCUUCGAGAAGAAGGACUUCGUGGGGCUGGACACAGACAGUAGACAUUACAAGAAGCGGUGCCAGGGGCGCAUGCGGAAGCACGUGGGGGACUUGUGCCUGCAGGCCGGGAUGCUGCAGGACUCCCUGGUCCACUACCACGUGGCGGUGGAGCUGCUCCGCUCCGUGAAUGACUUCCUGUGGCUUGGAGCUGCCCUGGAAGGGUUGUGUUCGGCCUCCGUCAUCUAUCACUACCCUGGUGGAACCGGCGGUAAAACUGGAGCUCGCAGGUUCCCGGGCAGUGUGCUUCCUGCAGAAGCGGCCAACAGACAUCGACCAGGGGCCCAAGAAGUUCUCAUUGACCCAGGUGCGCUCACUACGAACGGCAUCAACGCCGACACCAGCGCGGAGAUUGGACGGGCGAAGAACUGCCUGAGCCCCGAGGACAUCAUUGAGAAGUACAAGGAGGCCAUCUCCUACUACAGCAAGUAUAAGAACGCCGGGGUGAUUGAGUUAGAAGCGUGUGUCAAGGCCGUCCGCGUCCUCGCCAUUCAGAAGCGGAGCAUGGAAGCUUCGGAAUUUCUCCAGAAUGCAGUUUACAUCAACCUUCGGCAGCUCUCCGAGGAGGAGAAGAUCCAGCGCUACAGCAUCCUCUCCGAGCUCUACGAGUUGAUCGGCUUCCACCGCAAGUCCGCCUUCUUCAAGCGCGUGGCCGCUAUGCAGUGCGUGGCCCCGAGCAUCUCGGAGCCUGGCUGGAGGGCCUGCUACAAGCUGCUCCUGGAGACACUUCCUGGCUACAGCCUGUCGCUGGAUCCACAGGACUUCAGCAAAGGCACUCACCGAGGCUGGGCUGCCGUCCAGAUGCGUCUGCUGCACGAGCUGGUGUACGCGUCCCGGAGAAUGGGGAACCCCGCCCUCUCUGUCAGGCACCUGUCCUUCCUGCUGCAGACCAUGCUGGACUUCUUGUCAGACCAAGAAAAAAAGGAUGUGACACAGAGCCUGGAGAACUACACCUCCAAGUGUCCCGGGACCAUGGAGCUCCUCACCCUCCCAGACGGGCUUAUGCUGCCGCCAGUGCCCUUCACCAAGCUGCCCAUCGUCAGGCGUGUGAAACUGCUGAACCUUCCCGCCAGCCUCCGGCCACAGAAGAUGAAGAGCUUGCUGGGCCAAAGCGUGUCGGCCAAGAGCCCCUUCAUCUACUCCCCAAUCAUCGCCCACAGCCGCGCGGAGGAGCGCAGCAAGAAAAUAGAUUUCCAGUGGGUUCAAGGAGAUGUGUGUGAAGUUCAGCUGAUGGUGUAUAACCCAAUGCCAUUUGAACUCCGAGUUGAAAACAUGGGACUGCUCACGAGCGGAGUGGAGUUCGAGUCUCUCCCCGCGGCGCUCUCCCUCCCGGCCGAGUCUGGUCUUUACCCGGUGACGCUUGUUGGGGUCCCGCAGACGACGGGGACGAUCACUGUGAACGGCUACCACACCACGGUGUUUGGCGUCUUCAGCGACUGUCUGCUGGACAACCUCCCGGGAAUCAAGACCAGCGGCUCCACGGUGGAGGUCAUCCCUGCACUGCCCCGCCUGCAGAUUAGCACGUCUCUGCCCAGGUCCGCACAUUCCUUACAGCCUUCCUCUGGUGAUGAAAUAUCUACUAACGUGUCCGUCCAGCUUUACAACGGGGAAACCCAGCAGCUUGUCGUGAGACUGGAGAACAUUGGGAUGGAGCCACUGGAGAAACUGGAAGUCACCUCGAAAAUCCUCACCACCAAAGAAAAGCUGUACGGUGAAUUCUUGAGCUGGAAACUGGAAGAUACCCUUGCCCAGUUCCCUUUGCAACCUGGAAAGGUGGCCACCUUCACCAUCAGCAUCAAAGUGAAGCUGGACUUCUCCUGCCAGGAGAACCUCCUCCAAGACCUCAGCGAUGACGGCAUCAGCGUGAGCGGCUUUCCGCUAUGCAGCCCCUUCCGCCAGGUGGUGAGGCCCCGGGUGGAGAGCAAGCCCGUGAACGCAGCCGAGGGCGGCCGGCCCGGGGAGCUGGGCCACGUGAAGACCCUGGAAGCUGUCCUGAACUUCAAAUACUCCGGAGGCCCAGGCCACGUUGAAGGGUAUUACAGGAGCCUGGCCCUGGGGCUGCAUGUGGAGGUGGAGCCGUCUGUGUUCUUCACGAGGGUCAGUACCCUGCCGGCCACCAGCACCCGGCAGAGCCACCUGCUCCUGGACGUCUUCAACUCCACGGAGCACGAGCUGAGCGUCCGCGCCCGGAGCGACGAGGAGCUCGUCCUGCACGCAGGCGAGUGCCAACGAAUGGCCAUUCAAGUGGACAAGUUCAACUUCGAGAGUUUUCCAGAAUCCCCGGCGGAUAAGGGGCAGUUUGCAAAUUCCAAACAACUGGAGGAGGAGAGGCAGGAAGCCCGAGGCCUGGAGAUCAACAGCAAGCUGGACAUCCACUGGACCAUCCCAUCUCUGAAGCGCACGGGCGAGGCGAGUGUGGAGGGCCUCCUGAACCAGCUGGUCUUGGAGCACUUGCAGCUGGCCCCUCUGCUGUGGGACGUGCUGGUGGACGGACAAGCCUGUGACUGCCAGGCGGCGGCCUGCCGGGUCGGUGACCCGGUGCGCCUGGAGGUGCGGCUGACCAACCGGAGCCCGCGCAGCGUGGGGCCCUUCGCCCUCAGCGUGGUGCCCUUCCAGGAUCACCAGAACGGCGUGCACAACUACGACCUGCACCACGCCGUGUCCUUCGUGGGCUCUGGCACCUUCUACCUGGACAAGGUGCAGCCGUCGGGCCAGGUGGCCUGCCUCGGGGCGCUUCUCUUCCUCUACACGGGCGACUUCUUCCUCCACAUCCGGUUCCACGAGGACGGCCCCAGCAAGGAGCUGCCCCCAUCCUGGUUCUGCCUGCCCAGUGUACACGUGCGCGCCCUGGAGGCGCAAGCCUGAGCGCCCCGCCCCGUCCCGGGUCCCUGAUCCUGCAGGGAGAGACGACCAGAGGCCCCCUCCUCCUGGCCACCCGGCCCUCAGCCCACACCCACCACGUCUGCCCACCGCGUCCUCUCUGGGACUCACAGGGGCCCCCCUGCAAGCUUGGGCUAAAGCAGAUGCUGACCCAGACCCCAGCGUAUGACCCAUCCACCCAGCCCAGGCCUGGGGUCCCUGCACCUGUUCCCAUGACCUGGGGUUCACCACCUAGCCGGUAGGAAGGGAAGGCGAGUGUGAGGGGGGGGGCCCUGCCCGGGUGGGUCUGGGGAGCCUCCCCCGGCCCCCUUGGCCCUUGGCAUCCCCCAAGGGCUGGCUCUUCUCCUGGGGACCCCGAGGCAGCCGAGCUGGGAGAGACGGCCCUGUGGGUGACACCGAGAGUUCCCCCAGCCCCGGGGAGUAGACACCCUGCAUCAGCCGUCCUGGGCCCUGGGCUGGGUCCAGGCUGGGUUUGGGGGUGUGGCCUGUGUGUGUCCGUGUAUCGGUGACAGAUUCUCCAAUAAAGGGCCUGCCUUGCUUCUCUGCUGGUCA